CUCUCUCUCAAAAGAGAGAGACAAAGAAAGAGACUUGUUGCAUAGUAAAACAAAGCAAAAAAAAACCCAAACCAAAGCUCUUGGCUUUUUCUCUCUAUAUUUUGAUCCCCAUAUUCAUCCCAUCACACCAAAAUUGGGUUCUGGGUGGGUAAAAAACCAAACACUCACCUCAAAACAACACCAACAAGAAGAAGGCGCUGCUUCAGAUCAGAAGGGCAUUCCGGUCAUUGUCUCACCUCCAUGUUCCCCUCCGGCGCUGGAGACGUCUUCAGGUCCGGCGGAGGUGGUGGGUUAUGGUCGGCGGCUCCGUCGCACGUGGCCGUCGGCGUGACGGUCUUGGCCGGGCUGGCUGUCGUCAUGGCCUUGUUCUGCACUUCCUCUAGAGCUCUAAGACGAAGUCAGACUUCGUUGCCUUCGAAUUCUUCAUCUCCUUCUUCAUCAUCUUCGUCGUCGUCGUCGUCGUCCUAUUCGUGGGUUCAGUUGCGUUCGGUUCUGUUAGUCGUAACCUCUUCCUCACCAGCUCAUUGUUCUUCCUCCUCCGAUCGGGUUCGUCUUAAGUCACCAUGGUCUCGCCGGAAAAGAAAGCACGCCCUUUCACUUCAGCAAUGGAGACAUUUUUUUACACCAGAUGGAAGACUUCGCGACGGUGGAGUCAAAUUGGUGAAAAAAGUCCGUAGUGGGGGUGUUGAUCCAAGUAUUAGGGCGGAGGUUUGGCCAUUUCUCCUUGGAGUCUAUGAUUUAAACAGUUCGAAAGAAGAAAGGGAUAUAGUAAGAUCUCAGAAAAGAAAGGAAUAUGAGAAACUGCGCAGACAGUGCCGUCGGGUCAUAAAGUGCAUCAAUGGGAGCUCUAAGUUGAACGGGGACAGUUGUCCUGAGACAGAUUCUCCUUGCUCUGAGGAUGUGGUUAGUGCCAGGGAGUCCCUUUCUAGUGAAGACAGAAUCGCAGAUUCUGAAUACUCAGAUGACCCUUCCACUAUAUUGUUGGAUGGAGAUGAUACUUCAAGACGAAACACAAAUGCUGAUUCCAAAGCACUUAACUCUGACUCAUCUGACUCAGACUCUUCUGUAGAAUCUGAGGUGAUUCAGGCUUGCCCCUCAUGUGAAGAAAAGGAAAAGAAUGAUUCUGACAUGACUACCAAGGAUGAUGUAUCUCCCUUGAGGACAGAAGUCCAAUCAACGCUAACCAGUGAGGAUUUUAGCACAUGGAAGCGGAUCAUACGCCUUGAUGCAGUACGAACUAAUGCAGAUUGGAUCCCUUACUCCCCAACUCAAGCUGAAGUAUCAGAGGAUAGGGCACGACGGUCUGCGGAGGCUGUUGGGUUGAAGGAUUACGAUCACCUGGAGCCUUGUAGAGUUUUCCAUGCUGCUCGACUGGUUGCUAUUCUUGAAGCAUAUGCACUGUAUGACCCCGAAAUUGGUUACUGCCAGGGUAUGAGUGAUCUACUUUCUCCUAUAGCAGCUGUAAUGACAGAGGAUCAUGAGGCUUUCUGGUGUUUUGUGGGUUUCAUGAAGAAGGCUCGACAUAAUUUUAGGCUCGACGAGCUAGGGAUCCGAAGGCAGUUGCAUAUUGUUUCUAAGAUUAUCAGAUGCAAGGACUCCCAUCUUUACAGGCACUUGGAGAAGCUCCAGGCUGAGGAUUGCUUCUUUGUUUAUAGGAUGGUGGUCGUGCUAUUUAGGAGGGAGUUGACAUUUGACCAGACAAUAUGCCUGUGGGAGGUAAUGUGGGCAGAUCAAGCAGCCGUUAGGGCUGGGAUUGGAAAAUCUGCAUGGAGCAGAAUCAGGCAACGAGCCCCACCAACAGAAGAUUUAUUACUUUAUGCAAUCGCAGCUUCAGUAUUGCAGAAAAGGAAGCUGAUAAUAGAGAAGUAUAGCAGCAUGGAUGAGAUCAUUAGGGAGUGCAAUAGCAUGUCUGGGCAACUUGAUAUAUGGAAGCUUCUGGAUGAUGCACAUGACUUGGUGGUAAACCUUCAUGACAAGAUAGAGACAUCCAUCUCUGCACCAUCCCUUAGCUAAGUUUAUACUUCUUUGUUAGGGUUCCGUUUUGAAAUUGGGUUCAAUCUGUACUUUGAACUCCUCUCUUCUCUUCUUCUUUCUUUUUCUUUUACGCAAGCACCCACAAGCUUAAUCGAGUCAGAGUUGUGCUACUCAAUUUUGCAUCUUCUGACUACGAGCAUACUUGAAGUGGAGGUGGGCAAACAUUCAAAAGAUUAAUUAUUUAGAUUUAUCUGUAUUUUAAUCCUCGUACUUUUAUACUUGAGUUCCUAGACAUUACAGGUUGCAGAUAAAACGCCUGUAUUGGUUUUUACCACUAAUGUACUAUUACUUCAAUA
Molecule: messenger RNA, 2330 nt
Organism: Rosa chinensis
Lineage: Eukaryota; Viridiplantae; Streptophyta; Magnoliopsida; Rosales; Rosaceae
Product: rab GTPase-activating protein 22
Exons: 6
Coding region: 241-2013 (590 amino acids)
Biological process (GO): activation of GTPase activity
Molecular function (GO): GTPase activator activity
Source: RefSeq, a predicted model, not a curated record